AAAUCCAAUUGACCGCCACUGUUCUAGCCAAUGAAAGACGCGAAAACCUGAGGCGCGGAAAAUAUAACAGGUCAUAACGUAUAUCCUCACUCUUGAUCAACCUUAAUCUUCUCGGUUAGAUUUUGUGGCUCUUUUUUUAACGUCGAUGAUGUCACCUGGCACAAACCUUCUUAUUUUGCCAGCUCACUUAGUCGAAGAAGUUUUCUCUUACCUUACUUAUGAGGAAGUUUCCAGAUUACGAGAGGCAGGUUUCUGAUGCUUAAACGUAAAAAUAAGAUUUAGACGUGUAAAUAUUUUAACGUCGUAUGUCGUCGUAUUCUAAACAAAGGACUUCGGCUCAUGGAAGAAAAGUUCAUCCGCUUUCAUGCAAAACUUCGGUCUCUGUUGCCGCGGCGUGAAUCCGAACGUCGAAGUCAUCUUCUGAAUAGGUCUGAAUAAGAAGAAUUCUAACUUUUUUCAGGCACUGUGAGGUAUUAUCUGCUGUCGAGACACGGAUAUCGCUUCUAAAAAUGAGUAUCAUGCUACAUGAAGAUAAAGACAGGUGUUGCUUUUUUCCUGGAAAAGUGCUUGAUGAAAUGAAGAACGUUUAUCAGUUCGUGCAGUCAAACUUAUCUGUCGAAAUACGACCUUAUGAAAUCUUGCAUGAGCUCCGGGAUAUUUCGUCAAUGGCAAUGGAUUAUUUUGAAGAGAAUAUCCUACCAUCUUUGCGUACUGACCCAGACCAUGAUGAUUCUUCGUUACCAUUGAAACCUGGAGUUCUUUCUUUUACCAAAACUCGUGGUCAUGUACCAAUUGACGAACUUCGUGCAGUUUCCGCUUUCAAAAGACAACGAUUUAAUCAGUUGGCUCAACGAUCUUGUCAGUCUUCAAACUCGGAGGAUGUUUGUUAUCAGGAUUCAGAAACAACCAGUUCUGAAGAUAUUCAGCUUAAUCACAGCAUAAUUUAUGAUGUAAAGCGUCUAAAAUGUACUCAAGCUUUGUACACAUCUCGUAUUGAUAAAUUGAGUCGUACGGUCCACCAUUUGUUGUGUGAGCAACGGGAACUAAUUAAAAAGAAUAAACUGUUGGAUUCAUUAGUAAAUAAACAAAAUCAAAGAAUUCAGCAUUUGGAAUCUGUUUGCGGUAUCAGUACAAUAGACAGGGAACUUGAGAUGGAGUCACUUUCAUUGCCAUCUUCAGCGUCAAGUCUUCGUGAUUCAUCUUCGUUUACUAGUACUACUACUAGCUGUGAUCAGUCAACUAUGGAGUGCAAUUCAAACAACUGUUCAAAAUCUUUAGGGAAAAGAAAACGAACUGAUGAAGAUAAUCAAUAUAGUAGUAAUGAUAAUAUUCUUCUUGGUGAGAAUAACAGUCAGCAUGUUUCACCCUCGAAAAUGCCAUGUCCGUCAGAAAUCGAAUGAAUAUAUAUAGGGUAUAAAGUACAUAUUUUUUUAAAUUUUUGAUUACAGCUCGAUUCCACACUGUAUUUUUAGUAAAGUAUGGAAUUUUCAGCAUGGAUAUCGGUAGCCCAAAUAUAGCAGGCCGACCAUAGAUAUCAGGU
Messenger RNA from Trichobilharzia regenti, 1540 nucleotides. The record is from the annotation of a GenBank genome assembly. Lineage: Eukaryota; Metazoa; Platyhelminthes; Trematoda; Strigeidida; Schistosomatidae.